AAAAAAUAAGUUUUACCUAUAAAGUAAAAUAUAAAAGGAAUAAACUUAAAGAAAUAAUAGUAAUAAUAGUAAAGAUAUAA
This is a messenger RNA of Fusarium pseudograminearum CS3096, 80 nucleotides long. RefSeq lists its product as uncharacterized. NCBI's taxonomy places the organism in Eukaryota, Fungi, Ascomycota, Sordariomycetes, Hypocreales, Nectriaceae. The transcript has 10 exons. The annotation marks the transcript as partial. The record is from RefSeq and is a predicted model, not a curated record.